AUGGCAGGCGUCGAGGUUGUGGAUUUGACGCUUUCGGACGACGAGGAGGAUGUCGCCGUAGGUAACAGGGAUGAGGAGGUGGUUGAGGUGGUUGUGAAUAGGGAGGUGCGCGGAGCGGGACCGGCAAACCGCGCAGACGACGACGAAGAUGAAGUCGUGGUGACGGGUGCGAUACUUGGCACCCCCUUUCCCUUCCUUCGCCGCGAUGCGUCGACAUCUGACGCGCGCGUUCGCGUCAAAGGCGCUCCGCUCCGAUACGAAAGCGUCCUCGGACCAUUUCGAUCGGGUGAACCGGGCACAACGCGCGACGAUUUCCUCGCCCACGCGCCCCUGAAACCUUCAGAUCUGACGCAUCUUGUCAACCUAUUUUUCACCCCGCCCCGCGUACAGGAAUGGUCGGAGACGACGCCUUGGUCGACUUCCCCCACCCACGUCACGCUUGCGCCGUGUUCAAGUUCGACUCUACGCGACACACGCAGCACUGCCCGAACUGCUGGUGCGUCCCCUGCCCGCGAUGCUUCCUUCUCGGACGAGUCAAAUAAGAACCCCUCCGCUUUCCCCAAGGGGGCGCCGUGCGCGGAUUGGGUCAUUCACUGCGAUGCCAAGGCGGGUGUUGCCAGGUGGGAUCAAAUGCGCACCCGCAUCCAGUUGACAAAGGCGCAGGCUGCUCGGCCCGCGGCGCGGCCCGGACCUGCUCCCCCGGCGUCCCCGGCCGCGCGAGCUCUGCAGGCGGCGGAGGCUCGUGCGCGCAUGGAAGAAAUGACACGUAAUGCGGCACCGCACCUCGGCGAGGACCGAGGGGUCCUCCUCCGUGAGCCCCCGCUGUACGAGCGCAUGCCCGACCCCGCGACGCUUCCCGGUCUGCAGGAAAUCGGUUUGUUGAAGCUUCCCGUGUACGUCAACACCAAGGACGGGAUGAACGCGGCCCGACUCGAUGCAGAGUUUGACGACGCGCGCUUCGGGGUCCGGUUCAGGGACUCAGAGACGAGGAGGAAGGUCGCGACAAACCAAAACCCCCGAGUAGAGCCGCGGCACGCGAGGACCAAUCUGUACUCUCUGUUUGGCGAAAAGGCUGGUCACGCCGCGACAAGAGGAAGCCAGGCCCCCUCGCGGCUGAAAAUGCGGGAUAUGUUCCGUCCCGGGGAAGAACCCAAACGCAAACAAAUUCCCAUUCGCGUCGUCGUGAUUGACUCUGCCGGUAUGAAUCCUCCCGUGGACGUCGCCGUCCUUGUCGGCCGCAACGAUCUCGUGAGCAACCUGGUGCAGGGCAUCCGCACGAAGCUUGCAAUUCCCGUCAAGGAGAAGAUUGUGCUGGCCAGCGUGCAGUUCAAGCACUACGACGAGAAGAGGCAAGGCAAACCCGGGGCUCUGUUCCAAGGCUGCUCCAAAGUGAACGUGCUCUAUACCUGCGCGACGGAUAAGGAUGGCAAGGUGUUGGCGGAUGCCAACCGUGUAGACGCGGGCAGGAAUCCGGAUCCUGCGCUGCCCUUUGACAAACGUGCGGUGCAGGGUGUCAUCGGGUUCAGCCGAGAGGUGCCGCCGGAUUCGCCCGUGAACCUGGAUGCGCUCGCGCGCGAUUACGUCGAGAAUAAGAGCUCCAACGCGAAGGCCGCGAAGCUGAAUGAUCCCGUGCAGCCCGACGACGUGCUGGUGGCUUAUCGCCUUCCGGAGAACACAGCGGAUGUCGUUAUCGUUUACCCUUGCUACCACGACGACAUCACGAAGGUCAAGGCUGAGGCAGAGGAGGCGAAGAAGAGGAAGCUGGAGACGCAGAAGAGGGUGGAAAAGAUCAAGCAGGCGAGGAAGGAGGCGAGGAGGGCUGUGGUUGACCCGUACGACUCGGAGUAUGACUCGGAUAACCCGUACUAUGACUCCUCCGACGAGGACAUGGAACACGAUCUGAACGCGUUUGCAGAUGAAAAGAAAACGUGGAUCAAGCCCUUCUCGUUUCCGCUCAUCAUGCCCGUGCCCAAGGACGGCGUCCGCGACGUCACCAACAUUCCCAGGGAGAACAUCUUCAAUCCCCCAAAGGAGAUUGAAGUUGGCGGCGAGGUGCCGGCGGCCGCGCUUGUAUCCACCCUGAAGAACAUCAUCUCGCACUGCAUCAAGGAUGGCUCCGACAAACCCGAGAACGCGCAGGCGAAGGGUAAACGCAAGGCCCCGGUCGACUCCAUAAACCUACCCGAGCCUCUACUGCUUCACACCGGGCAAGAUUACCAAAACCCCAUCAGGCAAGUGGAAUGCUCUGCGUUUGAGGAACUCUACGCUGGCAACAAGCUCAGCACAUUUGCCAACCUCAACUACAAGCACCACCACCGUAAGUUUGACCCGAAGAACACCCGGUUCAACUACGGCGUACAUGCCUUUAACAACUCGGGCUUCCGUAUGCACCAGAUCAUCGCAGUGUACAAUCAUGGCGCGCUGAGCACAUCGGCUAAGAAGGCGUUCACGGCGCCUCUUGAUAUCUUCAGAGCUGGUGCUGUUCGCCACCAGACUGCUGAGGAGGACGAGAAGGAUCUGCCCAACCUGUACAGGCGCCAGUGUGCGGAGCACGCAGCGGCGGCACGCGCGGAGAGGAUUCUCCUCGAGCUAAAGUGCGCGAGCUUCGCUUGCUUUGAUGAAUUGCCGCGGCCGCAUAACCCCCGUGGAAGUGGUUACCCUAACCCCCCCAGGAAGUGGAGGGCCAGACAGCCCCUCAUUCGCUUGGCGGCUUUCAUCAAGGAGAAGGUAUCAUCGAAGGUCAAUGCCGCCUGGCAGAAGGCGACUCUGGAGAUCAAGAUCUACAUCAAGGACCCUCGCGUCCCUGCUCCUGCAGUCGACGCAAUGGGCCACACAUGCAAGGAUUUUGUGUCCAGGAACAACAUGAACAACAACAUUUUCUACGAGUGCGGCAACCACCGCGAGGAUUACUACAGUCGUCCAUCGUACGAGAAAAACAACAGCACUCUUCAGACCAUUCCCGGUUCGGUCAUGUACGAGUCCAUCUCGUGGAUGUUGUGGGACGCGGACAUGAUGGCACACUACGACAUGAUUUGUCGCAUGCACCGGAACGUGAGCGACGUGAGGAGCAUCCCCACAUUCAUGAAGCGUCUUGAGAUGCCCGUGGGCAAGGCGGCAAAGCAGCCCGCCGGUUUGACGUGCGACAUGCGCGACUACCAGCUUCAGUCUCUUCAGCGCAUGAUCGACCUCGAGGGUAAGCCGGGGGGUCUCCGUGACGUGAUGUGGAAGCCCAUCCCUGCAUUACCGACCAUCCUGUUCUCGCCUAUGUUCCGCAUGACAAUGCUUAAUAGCGAGGUGCCCGUGAUGCCCAAGGGCGGCUUCAUCUGCGAGGAGAUGGGACUCGGCAAGACGAUCGAGGUUCUAGGUCUGGUGCUGGCCAACCCCGCUCCCAAGGACUGGCUGAAGAACGGAGACCCCGAAGGGACGGUUUGCAGGUCACCCAGCGAGGGCUUGGGCAUGAGGGCCGAGACGAACAGCUCGGGCCAGGCGAUGGAUGCGAGACUGGCAACAAAGUAUCGCUCCACCGCCACGCUGGUGGUGUGCGCUGUCAGCCUUGUCGGCCAGUGGAUCGACGAGGCCCGAUCCAAGCUGGACGGUAACAACACUCUGCGCAUCCACAUGUACCACGGCCAGAAGCGGAUCAGGGACCCCAAGAAGCUCGCGGAGGACUUUGAUCUGAUUGUCACCACGUACCAGACGCUCGCGUCGGACCGCGGCAAGCAGAACAUCAACCACCCGCUCAACCAGAUCGAAUGGUACAGAAUCGUGCUGGACGAGGCGCACAUGGCCAAGUCAGCGGCCACGUCGCAGUCUAAGGCAUGCUUCGAGCUCAGGUCGGCGCGAAGGUGGGCGUGCACCGGGACCCCCAUGGGCACAGACGUGUUGGACCUUCACGGUCAGAUCAAAUUCCUUGGCUUGCACCCGGCGCUGAACAAGCCCGUGUUUGAGAACUGGUUCCGCGGACCCCUGCACAAGAGCGGAAGGCACCACGCGUCGCGCACAGCGUUUCUGCCCCUCGCCCUCCUGGGCUCUAUCAUGAUUCGCCACACCAAGAACCAGCAGAUUGCGGGUAGGAAGAUCCUUGAGCUGCCCCCCAAGCACGAGGCGACGGUCGAGGUGGUCCUCGGACCUCAGGAGCGCGCUAAGUACGACGAACUUCACGCCAGGGCCAAGGAGAACUUCCAGCGCAACUUCGCCGCGCGCGGCGACGCGUUCAUCAGCUCCAAGAUUUUGUCCAUCAUGAGCCUCCUGCUGCCGCUCCGCAGGCUGUGCUCCGGCGGUCACCUCACGCAGGAGGACCUCGAGGUGGACCUCACCAGACAGAGGGCGGCGGCGGCAGCGGCGGAGAACAGGCGGAGGAACGCCGCCGCCGCCGCCGAAGCUGCCCAGGACGUCAAGCCCAACCUCGGCGGCGCCGGCGCGGACGUGAAACCCGACCCGGGCGUCGCCGCGGGAGGACCCGCGGCUCCCGUUCUGGAUGCCAAGCCCGUGGUGCCCGCGCCCUUGGACGGGGUCGACAAGGAAUGCAGCGUCUGCAAGGAUAUCUGCGACGGGCCCCUGAGGACCGGAUGCGGCCACUUCUUCUGCACGGACUGCCUGCUGGAUGUCACCGCCAACACCGGGCUCAACGCAAACGGAGGCGGCAGAGGCGGCAGAGGCGGUCGCGGCGGCCGCGGCCGCGGGAGGGGUGCCGGUGAUGGCGAGGGCAGCAACCGAUGCGCUUGCCCCGCGCUGGGGUGCCGCGCGACGAUUGACGUCCAGCAUAUCCGCGAGGAGCGAAGGAGGACUGAGGAGCCUCGUGCCGGUCGCGGCGGUCGUGGCGGUCGCGGCGGUCGCGGCGGUCGCGGCGCUGCUGCUCCCGCCCCCGCCGCCGACGAGGCCGCCGAGCCGAUGGACGUCGAUGGCGGGGCUGCUGGGGAUGGCGCCAACGGUGACGUUGAGGAGGUUCGGGUGGUGCUGAACUCCGAAAGCAAGCUCCAGGCGUUGGUCACCGAGUUGCGCAAGAUGCGCGACGAGGACGGGUCAAACAAGGCGCUCAUCUUUUCGCAGUUCAACUCCACCCUCAGCUGGCUGCAGGAGCGCCUGCCCGAGGAGGGCUUUGGGUUCCGCACCAUCAGCGGCAGCAUGCCCCUCAAGCAGCGCGACCAAGCGAUCCAGGCGUUCCAGAAGGACCCACCGACCACCGUGUUUUUGCUCUCCAUGCGCUCGGGUGCCGUUGGAAUUAAUCUGACCUCGGCGACACACGUGUUCCUGGUUGAGCCAGCGUUCAACCCAGCGCUGACCGAACAGGCCAUCGGCCGCUCGUGGCGCAUGGGGCAGAGACGGGAGGUCCGCGUCAAACACCUCAUCGUCGCCAACUCGAUCGAGUCCAACAUUCGCAAGUUGCUCGCCGCAAGGGAGGAAACGAAGCCCGAAGACGAAGCGGCCGACGUGAUUGAGGCGGAGAAGCAGCGCGGCAUGACCAAGGGCGAACUCGCGGGACACCUCAAGGCGGAUAAGCAGAAACUCAAGGCGGCAGAAUUGAACAUGCUCUUCGAGCUGGCUGAAGAAGGCGCGCCGGUGCCGGCGGUCAAACCCGAGGGGAGAAACGCCGCCCGCUGA
Molecule: messenger RNA, 5601 nt
Organism: Micromonas commoda
Lineage: Eukaryota; Viridiplantae; Chlorophyta; Mamiellophyceae; Mamiellales; Mamiellaceae
Product: SNF2 super family
Exons: 2
Coding region: 1-5601 (1866 amino acids)
Molecular function (GO): ATP binding; ATP-dependent chromatin remodeler activity
Source: RefSeq, a predicted model, not a curated record